AUGACACAUGCAGGAGGAAAAGCGCCGCAUCCAUUAACUCCAUGGUUUGAAGUACUUCACAAUGAAAAAGCAAAUAAAAAUAAUAAGAAAGCUCUUUGUUUAUCUUGUAUUCGAUAUGUAGGACGAGACUUCUUAUUAAAAGAUGAAAAUAAUAAAAUUACAAAUACUCAAC
Messenger RNA from Funneliformis caledonium, 172 nucleotides. The record is from the annotation of a GenBank genome assembly. Lineage: Eukaryota; Fungi; Glomeromycota; Glomeromycetes; Glomerales; Glomeraceae.